AUGACAUACAAUGAGGCGGCGCUGUCAAAGUAUCGCGGCCUGCUGGAUAGCGGUGAGCCGUUUCGCAGCAGGACAUGCCGAUACUGUUCCAGUGGAAACACGGCGGUAAAGCAUAUAAACAGCAAAAAGAAACCCAAUUCGCCGUGGGACUUUUGGAACGGCAUUGCUUGUUCCCCAACCGCCUCACAUGCACGCGCGGAGGGGCGCAAGAGGACGCCAAUGUAUGUUGUGGGACCAAUGGUGGACCAAAGCGAACUGCCAUUCCGUCUGCUCUGUCGGCGUUAUGGGGCUACACUGGCAUACACCCCAAUGUUUCAUGCAAAGAGCUUCGCCCAAAGUGCACACUACCGCCAACGCUACUUUUCAACAACAACAUUUCCUCCACAUUCCGCCAUGGAAUCAGGGGGAAAUGUUGCCGCUAACGAUAGCACCAGUAACGAUGGGGCAUUAGAUAAUGACCAUCCGCUGUUCGCUCAGUUCUGUGGAAAUGACCCUGAAACCGUCCUUGCCGCCGCUCGACAUGUGGAGGAUUACUGCGAGGCCGUUGAUUUCAACAUCGGUUGCCCGCAAGGCAUCGCCCGCCGUGGCCAUUAUGGCUCGUUCCUCAUGGAGGACUGGGAAUUGCUUCACAACAUUCUCCAUGCGUUAGCAGUUGAGCUUCGCGUCCCUGUAACAGCAAAAAUGAGAAUAUUUGACGAUGAGGCACUGACACUAAAAUACGCUGAGAUGCUGCGUGACACGGGAAUCUAUGUCCUCUGUGUGCAUGGCCGGACCCGCGAAAACAAGGGACAGCAACAGCAGCCCGCAGACCUACGAAUGAUACGCCGUGUGCACGAGCAUUUGAGGGGUUCUAUUCCUAUCAUUGCAAACGGCAACGUGCUUACAUUCGAGGACGUGCCACGAAACUUAGCCAUAACGGGUUGCGAAGGAUAUAUGUGCGCAGAGCCUCUGCUGUGGGAUCCGAAGUUGUUUGCACCGUUAGCUUCAAGUUCGACCGCGGAGUUCGCUCCCAACAUAACCGAUUCAACCUUAUCAACUUCUCCAGCACCGUCCACAGUUCGCAGUGGUCGGCUCUUUGCGGAGUCCCGGCCGACACGUCUGAAAGCACUGGCCACGGCGUCAGAAUACCUGGAGCUAGUUCGUCGUUUCCCUGUGGACAUUGGUUUCGUCAAGGCGCACUUCUUCAAGAUGCUGUACCACAGCUAUGAAAUGCAUCCGGCGCAUCAACAGUGGCUAGCAAAUUUCAGCAUUAAUGGCAGUAACGUUGGCAACGAUGUUGUCGAAAACUGUGCGACGAGUCACUGCGGCGAGCAAAGGGAAACGACGGUGGUGGGCCGCGAUAUCUUCACAGCGGCUCUUGACGCCCUAACCGAUCAUCUUCAUUCGCUUCAGAAAGCCGAACUUUCGUUAGAACACGACGGCCCGCAGCCGAAGCGUCAGCGGGAGCUUAAGGUGGGAGAAGAAGGAAAGGAACGGCAGCAGCUGAAGAAUGGAAGGAGAGUGGACGCUUUAACGGAUACCUUUGCGGAUGACGAAACGCUUGGCAUCGACUUCUUGAUGUGA
Molecule: messenger RNA, 1563 nt
Organism: Trypanosoma brucei brucei TREU927
Lineage: Eukaryota; Euglenozoa; Kinetoplastea; Trypanosomatida; Trypanosomatidae
Product: tRNA-dihydrouridine synthase 1, putative
Exons: 1
Coding region: 1-1563 (520 amino acids)
Biological process (GO): tRNA processing
Molecular function (GO): flavin adenine dinucleotide binding; tRNA dihydrouridine synthase activity
Source: RefSeq, a predicted model, not a curated record